UUGAGUGCCGGCGACCUCUUGAGAGCCGAACGAAACACCGAAGGAUCACAAUUUGGGGAACUCAUCGAAACCCAUAUCCGGAACGGGACUAUAGUUCCCGUUGAGAUCACUUGCAAACUCUUGGAGAACGCGAUGCAGAAGAGCUCAUCCGCUCAACACAACGGCGGCGCCGGCGACCAGCCGUCCGACGGAAGGGUUUGCAAGUUUUUGAUCGACGGCUUCCCCCGGAGUCAAAACAAUUUGGACGGAUGGCAGACAGAGAUGAAACACAAAGUAGAUCUCAAGUUUGUCCUCUUCUUCGACUGUCCGCGCGAUGUAUGCGUUGAGCGAUGUCUGAAACGAGGAGAGGCUGGCAGUGGUCGCAGCGAUGACAACGCCGAGAGUCUCAACAAACGGAUCAAUACAUACUUGACGGACACUUUGCCGAUCAUCGAGUAUUACGGCCACUCUUCUCUGGUCCGCAAAGUGAACGCAAACCUUCCUCCGGACCAAGUCUUUGAAAACGUGCGGCAAAUAUUUGACGCAUUGAAGUGA
Messenger RNA from Medioppia subpectinata, 534 nucleotides. Lineage: Eukaryota; Metazoa; Arthropoda; Arachnida; Sarcoptiformes; Oppiidae. The record is from the annotation of a GenBank genome assembly.